Messenger RNA from Ceratitis capitata (Mediterranean fruit fly), 6031 nucleotides. RefSeq lists its product as uncharacterized. The transcript is spliced from 8 exons. Gene Ontology annotation, biological process: vesicle-mediated transport. NCBI's taxonomy places the organism in Eukaryota, Metazoa, Arthropoda, Insecta, Diptera, Tephritidae. The record is from RefSeq and is a predicted model, not a curated record. Bases 1 to 2742 code for a protein of 913 amino acids.
AUGUUUACCAGUUUUCGAAAAUCUAAACGCUUGCGUUGGUUUAGAAUGGAGCAUGCUCGUAGGAGAAGCAUAAAUGAAAGGGAGACUAUGAUUGUUUUCGUCUAUGACACUGAGUGUCUUAAAGACGAGGCUGAUGAUCCGGUUAAGGCAGUGCUCUACUUUCAUCCCAGUUGGGUAUCGGACACACAGAAGGUGGCUCUUUGUGGUCAGCUUAUGGGCACAUCGUAUUUUCUAAAGGAUUGUUUCUUUAAACCGAAAAUAAUGGCAUUGCAGAAUGGCAAAUUUGUACUUAAGGAAUUUGGCAGAUUCACGUUGGUGGUCGGCACUGAUCGCAAUAUCUCAGAUUAUUUGCUGCAACAACGCGCUGAUCUGCUCGCCUCGCUGGUGAAGUUCUUUCAUCGUGAUCUGCAAAGCGUUUUCGAUCAGUUCCCACAACAAGCACAAUAUAAGAAUCUCUCCGAAAAGCUAUAUCAUAUAUUCGAAACAUAUCUACCGAUUUUACAACGCAAUGGACAUAUUUUUCAAAACGUACCAAAACUGCGUAUGCCAAAAACGGCUAGUAAUAUAUUUUUGGAUGCCAUACAAACACUACAAUGCUGUCAACAAACAAAGGGUAUUUUGGGCGGCGCCGUGUUAUAUCAUAACAAAGUGGUCGCCACCCAACUGGGUGAUACCAUAACCAAACAGCUGGUACUUACCGAUCCGCUACAUAUACGCACCACCGCCGAGCAAAUACACAUCACCGAUUUCCACAUACCUAACGGUGUACAAAUGUUGAUAGUUUAUGUUGACGUUCCACAAUACAGUCGUUUAGCUGCCGACGCACAACGCGCCCAAACUUUGCAGACCACACAACUGUCACAGGGUUUGCUGCCGUUUCAGUAUGCAAAGCGUAAAAUGAAACGCGAUAAAUCGUUAAUAUUUACAAACAUACCAGAAGAGGGUAGCAGCACAGCUGUUGGCAUGACCGGUGAAGAUGUUGAAGAAGAAGGUGUUGUCGCAAUUACAGCUGCGUCGCAAACACCGGCAUCAGUGCGGCCUAAAUCCCUGUUGAUACGACCCAAUCAUCUGCCUUUGCGCAAUCGCAACGGCAUGGGUAGUUCGAAGGAGUUGCCCGAGUCGGGCAUUGCUUCGAUAAAUUUCGACGAGACCGAUUCGUAUCCGGAAUUUAUAGGACGCACUAGCGUGUGCUCCACGCCAAUGACCGAGAAUAAAGUGCUGCAAGUGGGGAGCAUAAUGUCUAUAUGCGCAAAUACUGAGGACGAGAACAACUCGAAUAAGCAAAGCACACAAAAACCCAAUCGCCGUAAUUCGUUGAAAUUCGAUUUUGAGAAGUUCUUUCAAAAUUUCAUCGCCAAUCCAAAUAAGCAAAUGGAGCGCCGCAACUCUUUUACCGACUUGCAAGAUUCGCUCAAGAAGAUCUCGAAGAAAUUAUCUUUAAAACAAUUUUCGCAUAGCUUUAAGACUGAUGUCAAUCGUAAUGGCAGCGUAAGCGGCAUCGAGGCCGUUGAAUCGCCUGAUUUUAUCGAGAAUGACGAUGAUAUUGAUGACGCCGAGCAAAACUCGGAUAACUCUGAGGAGAAUAAUCGUACAUCACGCACCAUAACAGAUCCCACCUAUCCCGUUUUUAAUGAGAAUGGUCAACCCAUUUCGCGUAGCCUUUUUCAGGAAUUUAUCGAAAAAUAUUAUCGCCUUUGGGUCGAGAAUGGCAGCGGUAAUGAUAGCGCCAAAAAGGAUGUCGAAAUCGCACAACUUAUUGAGGAAUUUAAGGAGUUUGAUAACGAGCUGAAAAAGUUGGAUGGAUCGUUGCGUCAGGACUCGGCAGAGAAUGGCAGCGGCACAACAGCUUUGAAAGCAGAUCGCAACCUAAAUACUGAACUACCCGCCGCUGUGGUGAUAAAAGCGAAAACACCGCUUGAUAAGAAAUCACUUAGUCUUCCCCUCAAGCCACUCGCCGAUGCGGCUGUGCCAUCUAAUGAACGUGAAUUGCCCUUUGUUAUGGGUGGUCGCAAGCAAUCAGGUGGUGUGCCACUAACACCACUUAUGGCUAAACUCUCUGUGCUGGCACUGAAUGAGGAACACAACAGCAGCAGCAACGGCGCUUGGGAUGUCAGCACAGUUGAAAUACAAACGCCAAUCAAUACCACCAAAGUAUUUUCGCGACGCAGUUCGUGGAAAUGUGAUGAUGCAGUGGAUGCUUUAGCGACACUGUCCGCAACCACACAGGGCACGUCCAACGGCCUGAAACGUUUAGAGCUGUAUAUGUGCGGUCAGCAAAAUAUGACGUUGCUGUUGUUGAUGGAAGAGGGUACGGCACGUCAGCAGCCGAUUGUGCAAAAAAUGUUCGAUAUUUGCGUAGCGAAAUUUCCUCAUAUGGAAUCACAUCUGAAUCAAACGCUCAAUGUCAAUGUGGAAGGCGAUAAGCGUGAAGGCGGCUAUAGUUUCAUGAGUAUCGAUGCGAAAUGGGAUACGUUAGAGCGUAAUGGACCAUGGAACCCAAUGGAAUUGAACACACUCGAAUGUAUGCAUCAAGAUUUGCAGCCGAGUGAUCAAAUUACCGAUUUGAUUUUAAGAUCACAUGAUGCAGUAUUCUAUGGCUACAAGUCCGGACGUGCCGAAUUCUUUUACAAAGAAGCCGCACAUUCUACCAAUGGCAUACCGCCACCCUCCGAUCCCAUGGGCAAUGUAGCCGCACGCGCUAAAACACAACUAGAACGAGAUAAUUCUUACAUUUUGUUUUAAAAUCAACUUAAAUUUCUAUGUCGCGGUUGCUGGAGCGCUACAAAAGCGAUUCGAAAGGAAAGUGAAGAAUUAAGUAUGUAUUUUGUUUGCUAAUUUUUAUUUAUUUCAUAAUAGUGAUACCUAAAAAUACUAGUGUAUUUACCAAGUAGUAGCAACAAUAGCAAGGAAAUAAUUUUUCGCUUCAAAUUUAGUGCGCCAUUAGUCUAGCGCCGCUACUUAUACAUAGAUACAGCACACUUUGACUUAAACCACUCGCAACUGAAAGAAAUAACAAAUUACAAGGCGUGCAUAGUUUAGAAAAUAUUUCCUUCAAAAGAAAGUGCAAGUUGUAUUUGCUACUUAUAGACGAUUUUUUUAUUACGAGUUACUUAAGUUGUGUGAUAAGAAAGCGUAUUGACAAGCUGUCUUAUAUAUAUGUAUGUAGAGAAAUGCAUUUAAAAGUACAUCAUUGAAAUGACCGGCUCGCGAAUUUUCGGUAGCAUCGAACCUUUUUGAGGUCCCGCUGAACCCAGAUGUUUUAGUAAUAACAUGUAUAUUAUGUGCGGACCAAUGGAUUUGGAGGUUUUUCGCCUUCACGAUAAGCCCCUGAACAUUUCGCGCUGAUAUUGAUCAAAUUGCGCUGACGGCGGUUUACAUGUCCGUUCAAUUUGUUAACCGGAAAGUGCAAUGUAAAAAGUCGACAAAAAUUGCUUGCUCACAUUUACGGGCAUCCCAAGUGCCAUGGUCACGCAACGAAAUUUUUCUCCGGUCAUCGACAAUGACUUAACCCAAAGCGGUCCAAAGGUUGAGUGUCGCAGAGUUUACCUUUGGUGCUCCCUUCCACUUGUUGCGCAUAAUUUGGUUUGAGUUCUCUGAUAAGGGUAUCUCCGGGAUCGGCUUGAAGUAGUGAGUCGCGUUUUCAAGCUAAAACCACCGGCUUAUGCAUCGGCAAUGAAGCGCGUGUUGCCGCAUUUUAGUUAUUGUUGUUGUUGUUGUCGCCCCAAAACUAUGUCCCCAACGUUGUUUUUGAGGCGUGUUGUGGGAGUGACAAUCCUUGGUCACGUGAACUUUUUGAUUUUAAGCGCCUCUUACCACUGACAUUCCUUACUGCGGGGCAGGCACGUACGGCAUGGAGCAAUGUGCGCGUCAUUUUACACACGUGGGGGGUGCGCAGACCAAAGAAAGACAGAAAGAGGCACCAGAUAAAGUAAACAAUGCAAUUGUAGUUAGAAAAUUAUUCAAGUUGGGGCGUACAUUUAUGAUAUUACUGCUGUGAAAGGUUUGAUUUGAAUAUUAGUAGUUUGACCUCGGCAGGGGGUGGCAACAAUUUCCUAAACCAUUUGAUUCUUUCCAAUUAAGGACUUACUCCCAUAAAAAAAGAUAUCCAUUUAGAAGUGAGCCGUUGAUUUUAUGAUAAUGAUGGCUUAGGUCUAAUGGACUGGUUGGUUAAAGAAGUCGAUAGUAUUUCUGCUUCUCUCCACCGACUUUUCUUGUCUAUUCCUACAAACUACUUGAAGUUGUAUAUAUCGAGCUUCAUAAUCCACAAAUUUUAUAUUAAUAUAAUAAAGUUAAUAUAAAUGGUAUCUAGUUCCUUUGACGUUCUUUUAGGUGGCUCGGCGUUGUCCGAUACGGCAGCGUUGGCAGAGCUGUCAUCGACUAUUGGCCUAAUAUGCAAAGUGCACUCCAAAAGUGACGUUAUACUUGAAACCAAGUGGGCAAUCUAAUCACACGUGACUGCUACUUCUUGCACUGACUUUGACGACUCCUCUUCCGUGUCGUUCACCAUAGAUAUAUACAAUGAUUCACAAAUUGAUUCUGAACUGCUUCCAAUAUUCGCUUCCUGAACUGCCGUUUCACCAAUAGACUCCUUGUUCCUGCCAUUUAUCUUAGCUUUGGCUCUAGUCAGCAUUUAAUGUAAUACAUUUACGCAGGGAAACAAAUUUUUAAAUGAAGUAUAGACGAAAUCAAAGGCAGCUUUUACUAUUUUCAACUUCCAAUCAAUCAAAUCAUUAUACAGCCCCCAAAAUGUUUUAAUGUUGGGGUCCAACUAUUUGCAUUGAGGCCUGAGUACAUAGAUUUCCCAUCUGAAGAAACCCUUAUUAUCUUAGUUUCAACAGAAAACAUUACACUUUUCCACUCCUUUGCUGUCCAAGGGCUGUAUUUACUUGCGGACUUUAAGCGUUCGCCGAGUAAUGGUAUCUUCCUAAAGAAAGUCUGUGACUUUCUUAACAAAGUAAAUAAAACACGAUGUUUGCAGUUCAACGUUUAAUUCGAGACCAAUGCAUAUUCAUACCUAUAAUAUGGGCGCUACAUAUAGUGACAUAAGCAUUGUUACAAACUCAGUGUUGUACUUAAAAGUAUUACAUUUCAACACCCUUCCUCAAUGCGUAUGUCCUUAAAUAAGUUUUAAAAUUUUCAUAAACUUUAUUACCUUUUUCUUCAGGCACGUUCUUAGUCAAAAUAUCUGCAAACAUAUUUCAGAUUUAUUCAAAACUUCUCUUACAAAAUGAUAUUUUAUGUCUAUGUGCUUCGUCCUGGCGUGAUCUACUGGUUUCUUUGCUAAAUGUUGUGCACUCAAGUUCGUGGAAUCUCUAGCAUCACCGCAUCCGAUCUCGUUGAUAAUUCUCCACAAGUGCAAUGCUUCAUUCGAACUUUUCACAAAUUUUUGCCUUAAAGUAGAUCGCCGUCAACAUAAACAAGCAUUAGAUACAGACUAACUUCUAUAACUUGCUUUGACAAUCAUGAAACCCAGAUCUUUUAAUGUUGCAUUCAGCUUGGAGUUUCACGCCCCUUCCUACUCGCUAUUCAAAUACGUCCAUCUGAUGAGAUGCAUCUGUAAUGCCGCCGCUAAUGCCAGUACCAAACGUAUCGUCUCAAACCGACAUACUUGAAAAAAAAAAGUUUCCGAAUAGUUGAUGCCGAAUAUGAGCGUUUGGGUGUGUCUUUGACAUCCACUGUGGAAGCGAUGUGUCUGCGAUUACGAUAUGGGGUAUUUUUAUCCAACAGAACUCAUCCUCUUUAAACUAAAGUCCUAACAUUUUGUUCCAUUCACGUACCGAUUGCUUAAAGCAGCAGAUUGCUCUCUCUGACUUGAAUAUAGUUUUCGGUUUGUACGUGUUAAAAGUACAUUUUGAAGGCUUCAGAAAUCUUUUUCUAAAAGGAACCUCAACCGAUAUGGAGUUGCAAAAAUAAAAAAUUCAAAGCUUCUUUGCUAAGUACUUAUUCUGAACUGACUCUGUUUUCUUUAUUAGCUUCUUAUUUAUUCUGAAAUUCUAUGAAAUAAGAUACGCUUAUGAAUGUAUGACUAUGA